This is a messenger RNA of Zea mays, 1189 nucleotides long. RefSeq names its product DNA-binding protein MNB1B (gene MNB1B). The record is from RefSeq and is marked provisional. The transcript has 7 exons. The coding region runs from base 154 to 627 and encodes 157 amino acids. NCBI's taxonomy places the organism in Eukaryota, Viridiplantae, Streptophyta, Magnoliopsida, Poales, Poaceae.
CCUCCCUUUCCCCUUCCCUCCCUCCCUCUCCCCGCGGGCCGCCAGAGGCAAUUUCGCCCUCGAUUCGACCCCGAUUCGUCCGCCCGCGACCGGGAUUCCCUCCGCCAAGCGCGGAUCUGAACGCUGCGCUCCGUGUCGCCGCUCGAAUCCGCCAUGAAGGGGGCCAAAUCCAAGGGCGCCGCCAAGGCCGAUGCCAAGCUGGCGGUGAAGAGCAAGGGGGCGGAGAAGCCCGCCAAGGGCAGGAAAGGGAAGGCCGGCAAGGACCCCAACAAGCCUAAGAGGGCUCCCAGCGCUUUCUUCGUGUUCAUGGAGGAAUUUCGCAAGGAGUUCAAGGAGAAGAACCCUAAGAACAAGUCUGUCGCUGCGGUGGGGAAAGCUGCUGGCGACAGGUGGAAAUCCCUGAGCGAGUCGGACAAGGCUCCCUAUGUAGCCAAGGCUAACAAGCUCAAGCUCGAGUACAACAAGGCCAUCGCUGCCUACAACAAGGGCGAGAGCACUGCAGCUAAGAAGGCUCCUGCCAAGGAGGAAGAGGAGGAAGAUGAAGAGGAGUCUGACAAGUCCAAGUCGGAGGUCAAUGACGAGGAUGAUGAAGAGGGUAGUGAGGAGGAUGAAGAUGAUGACGAGUGAUGGAGCUCCUCGAGACAAUGGACCGUGCUUCAUCCAACAAUGGAGCGGCUACACAAGGCCCCGUGGCGAUCACAAAAAAGGAGCCUAUAUCCAUGUACUAGAAUUAUUCAGUUUCACUCCACAUCGUGAUGUUUUAUUUUUACUUUUGUCGUGCUAUAACGGAUAGCGCUCCUCGUUGGCGCCACUGGCGGGUGGUUCUGCCUCUGGUCUGGUGUGUUUGUGUGUGGUCACACUUGCCAGCCAGCAGAGGCGCCUGCUUGUACCUAGAUUACUGUUUCCAUUGUCGUCAUCAUCGGCUAACAUUGUCAUAAUGUCAGUUUGGGUAAUGUUAGAUUAAGUAAUUAUUGUGUUCUGUAUUCUUGUUUGUUGCCCUUCUUUUGUGUGUUUUUGUUAUUGUUGGUCUGUUUCCAUUGUUGUUGCUUUGGCAUUGUCAGUGCCCGCCAGCCCUGAAAAUUGCCGUUUGGGUGGGUUUGCGUGUACUUCGUAUUAUGAUGUUGGGCUGCACAUUGUAGCUGGGAAUGUUUGCCAAAAAAUGGAAUGGGCAUGCGGUGGUUGUUGGUGG